UCGUUACCAGCGGUCAUACGCAAGCCACGCAUGUUCACAUUCAAGCAUAAACAAUAUGGCGAGAUUUAGUGUUGCUUGUUGCCUUCUUCAAUUUAAACGGCAUUUUUCUCGUUUGACUGAGGUUGGACGGUUUCAGGUGCCCAAAUCACAAGGAACAUAUGAAGCUGGCCAGCUGUUUCUGCACAAGAUAUUUGGCUAUCGAGGUGUCCUGUUGUUUCCAUGGGUGGCAAGACUGUAUGACAGGGACAGAGAAGCCAUUGAAAAUGAAAAAGAUUUUGAAGAAACUCCAAGUAACAUUAAUAACAUUAGUAAAGAAUUGAAACCAGAAUCCAAGACUUACUAUCAGGCCUUGAUUGACACUAGAGAUUCUCCAUUCAUUCGUGCUCAGCCUGAGAUAGUGACAUUCCUUGGACAUGAAUCAGAUAAUGCAUUAUAUACCAUCCCAGGUCUAGACUAUGUGUCUCAUGAUGAUGUCUUACCAUACAUAAUCGGCGACCCGUUCUCAAAACCAAUUAAUCAUGAAUUGUUUAAUAAAUUCCUUACUCCAGAACCAGGAAGAGUUCCACCAUUCACCUGUAAAGAUGCUCUGCAAGUCUGGCAGGAAAAAAACUACAAAUGGUUAGAACUGACAGAUGUUCACAGAGAAACAACCAAUAAUGUCAGGGUGACUGUUAUGCCUUUCUUUAUGGGAGUUAAAAAUGUUCAGCCCACACCAAGCUAUUGGUGGCGUUACAGUAUUCGCCUAGAGAAUCUUAGUCCAGAAACUGUUCAACUCAGAGAAAGACAUUGGAGGAUAUUUAGUUUAUCUGGUACAUUAGAAACUGUGAGAGGUAGAGGAGUUGUAGGGCAGGAGCCAGUUUUAUCAUCACAACAACCUGCAUUCCAGUAUAGUAGUCAUGUAUCCCUCCAGGCAUCUAGUGGACAUAUGUGGGGAACAUUCCGGAUGGAGCGUCCAGAUGGUAGUACAUUUGAUAUUAGGAUUCCUCCUUUCUCUCUUGAAAGCAAAGAAGAAGAAACAUCUCCUGUCAUAUAAGUUCUUAAUGAUGUUCAUAAUAGAUUAAUAUGGAUUAAUGGACUCAAAAGGAGAAAUGUGUUGCAAGUGUACUGCCGCAUCUGAUAUGCAGUAAAUCAGCCAUUACCCAAGAUACGGUGAAGACACACAAGCAAGUGCUGACAAAUUGGCUAAUUGCAUCAGCAUCUUAUUUGAUAACACGUUUUGGCACAGGACAUCUCUUUAACUUUAACAUUUUUAUUUUUAUUUGUCAAUUUUCGGUGUUUUGUUAAUUUUAAAAGCUAGUAUUACCUCUUUUAUGAUAAGACAUUUAUAUCAAUUCUUUUAUAUAUGUUUGGCCUACUAAAUCAGUGUAAAUAUGUUCUACUAUUAAAGCUGGUUUUUACAAUGUA
Actinia tenebrosa (Australian red waratah sea anemone) is the source of this 1404-nucleotide messenger RNA. Its product is annotated as polymerase delta-interacting protein 2. The record is from RefSeq and is a predicted model, not a curated record. Gene Ontology annotation, molecular function: DNA binding. Gene Ontology annotation, biological process: error-free translesion synthesis. Gene Ontology annotation, cellular component: nucleus; mitochondrial nucleoid. NCBI's taxonomy places the organism in Eukaryota, Metazoa, Cnidaria, Anthozoa, Actiniaria, Actiniidae.